AAUGGGAGAGCAAGCAAUUGAGAAAAAAAAACAAAGACAAAAACAAAAUAAACAAAAAGAAACAGAAAAAAUGAAACAACAACAACAAAAAUAAAACAGAGACAUAAAUAAAUAUAAUUAAGAGAAAGUUAAAAAAUUUAAAAAAACAAAAAAUGGCACAAGCACAGCCUGGGGAGAAGAUGCAAGAAGCCCCAAAAAUGGAGGUGAAGGACAGGCCGUUCAAAUUCAAUGCUCAGGCACCGGAAUUCGUGCCCAGAUCGCAGACCCAGAUGCCAAUUUCUGGUUAUUUCUAUCCCUGUUUCCAUUUGCUUGGUGGGUCUGGUACUGCUGCUCCUGAUUGGAUUUAUGUUGGAGACCACAAUCCCUCCCCCUUUUUCAUCUCCAACCCCACUUCGGCCCAGCCCAAUUGCUCCAAGAAUGUCCUUUCCGAUGAUCUUCAGAAUAAAAUCAUCAAGCAGGUGGAAUACCAGUUUAGUGACAUGAGUCUACUUGCAAAUGAAUCUUUGAUGAAACACAUAAGUAGAGACCCUGAAGGUUAUGUUCCUGUAUCCGUCAUUGCUUCUACAAAAAAGAUCAAAUCCCUUACUAAUAAUCACCAUAUAGUUGUCCAAGCACUCCGGUCCUCUUUAAAGCUUGUUGUAAGCGAUGAUGGGAAAAAGAUUAGGCGUAAGCACCCUUUCACUGAAAAAGACAAGGAGGAAUUGCAUUCUCGUACUGUUGUAGCUGAGAAUUUGCCUGAGGAUCACUCUCAUCAAAGCCUUGAAAGAAUAUUUAGUGCAGUUGGAAGUGUGAAGACAAUCCGAGUGUGCCAUCCUCAUGAAUCCAAUUCUUCCCGUUCUAAAGGUGAUUUCUUUAUCAGUAACAAGCUCCAUGCACUUGUUGAGUACCAGACAAUGGAGAUGGCUGACAAAGCGGUAGAGAAGUUAAAUGAUGAAAGAAAUUGGAGAAAAGGACUCCGUGUAAGGUUGCUGCUCAGAUGCUCGCCAAAAUCUGUCCUGAAGAACAGAAAAUCAGACUUUGAUGGAAUUUUAGAUGAUGAUGAUCCACCAGCUCCUGAUUCUCCUGAAGAUUCCUCUCAGCCAAACAACAUAGAUUUGGUGAUUGAGAGUAAUGCUGAAGAAAAUUCAGGCGGAUCAAAGAAAGGAUGGGCUCGAGGACGUGGUAAGGCGCGUGGACGCUCUCAGAACCAUAGCGGACGUGGACUGCUAGCCCCAACUCCUCAAUCAAACAGCAUUAUCCAGAGUGAAGCAACUGGAAAACAGAGUUCAAAAGGGCCAAGAAUGCCAGAUGGAACAAGGGGUUUCACAAUGGGAAGAGGCAAGCCACUAAGCACCCCAACCUUAGCCAAUCUUCCUAAGGAGUAAUGGGGUGUGGAGGUGGGUUCUGUUACUCGGUUUUUAGUUUGAGCUAGUUCACUAGUAAAAAUGGCUCUACCUUUCCCUGCAGGAUCAGGUGGGAAAUUGGGUUAGUAGCUGUAACUAAAUGAGUUCAAAUUCUAUUCAACAUUGAACAAUUUUUAUUGAUAAUAAUCUUGAGAUGUAUAUUAUAUAGACUACUCAAAAAUAAUGAAGGCUGGAGGUUACGUUUCUCUU
Ziziphus jujuba (common jujube) is the source of this 1592-nucleotide messenger RNA. RefSeq names its product la-related protein 6C. The transcript has 10 exons. Lineage: Eukaryota; Viridiplantae; Streptophyta; Magnoliopsida; Rosales; Rhamnaceae. Gene Ontology annotation, cellular component: nucleus. Gene Ontology annotation, molecular function: mRNA binding. Gene Ontology annotation, biological process: RNA processing. The coding region runs from base 153 to 1364 and encodes 403 amino acids. The record is from RefSeq and is a predicted model, not a curated record.